Molecule: messenger RNA, 546 nt
Organism: Insectozyma verbasci
Lineage: Eukaryota; Fungi; Ascomycota; Pichiomycetes; Serinales; Debaryomycetaceae
Source: the annotation of a GenBank genome assembly
AUGUUAUUACAAAGACAAUUGAUUAGAAUAAGAUAUCAACAGCUGCUAUUGUUUCAUAGAUAUAUAGGGUUUAAGAAUGUGUUUAAAUUUUAUGAUAAUGUUACUAAAAUAGAAAAGGAAUAUAAGACAUUAGAAGAUGUGCCCACGGCUGUUAAAAUUAAUGAUUUAAUAACUAGAGUUCAAGGUCAUCCUGAAUUAUUAUAUCUAUUAGCGUUCUUUUUCAGUGAAUGUAAGAAAAUAGGAAUACUUCCAAAUAAUUCAGAGACAAGAACUAAAGGGAUCAGGUAUUUUUCACGAUUUUUCAUAAAAUUAACACCUUUACAUAGAUCAUUUUGGACUACUUGUUAUGAUUUAGAAGUUGCUUGUCAUAAACACAAACUACACCCGUUUAAAAUUAAUAACAUAGGAUUAUUAGAUCCUAAAAAUUUCCCAAUUGACUUCUAUAACCAAAUACUAACUGGGGAAUAUAAUGGUGUUAAAUAUAAACAUAUAAUAUCAUUUGGAUUUGGAGGGCCCAAUUGGGAGAAACCUAAGACUAAUGAUUAA